Messenger RNA from Caenorhabditis briggsae, 1845 nucleotides. It is a transcript of the gene Cbr-sulp-8, whose product is annotated as Protein CBR-SULP-8. The record is from RefSeq and is a predicted model, not a curated record. Gene Ontology annotation, biological process: transmembrane transport. The transcript is spliced from 4 exons. NCBI's taxonomy places the organism in Eukaryota, Metazoa, Nematoda, Chromadorea, Rhabditida, Rhabditidae. Gene Ontology annotation, cellular component: membrane. The coding region runs from base 1 to 1845 and encodes 614 amino acids. Gene Ontology annotation, molecular function: sulfate transmembrane transporter activity; bicarbonate transmembrane transporter activity; oxalate transmembrane transporter activity.
AUGAGGGAGGUUUAUCGACCCUGUACAACUUCGGAUAAGGAGAUUAUCCAGAAGAAACCAACAUCCCUUAUCCGCCAAAAGCUUCAGCAAUACAUUCCAAUUCUCGAAUGGCUCCCCAACUACAAGUGGAAAGAACACUUUCAUGGAGAUGUAAUCGCAGGUCUCACCGUUGGAAUCAUGCACGUUCCUCAAGGAAUGGCUUAUGCUAGUUUGGCAGGAGUCCCACCAGUUUAUGGAAUGUAUUCUUCAUUUUUCGCCAGCUCAAUCUACAUGUUUUUCGGUACUGCAAGGCAUAUUUCAAUCGGUGUGUUUGCUGUUGCCUCAAUGAUGGUUGGUGCCGCAAGACUCCGUUUAGCACCGGAUCUUCCACUCUCUGCCAGCAAUGCAUCUUCCGUCAAUCCAGCUGAUUAUCCUCUUGGAGAACCCAUUGACCCACUUAUCUUUACCAGUGCACUGACUCUUUUGGUAGGAGUCGUUCAAGUGAUAAUGGGUGUGCUCCGACUUGGCUUUCUUACUACCUACCUGUCGGAUCCAUUAGUUUCCGGGUUUACAACUGGAGCAGCUGUCCACGUCUUCACUUCUCAACUCAACAAGGUUCUAGGAGUCAAACUGCCACGUCACGAAGGUAUUGGAAUGAUUGUUCGGAUGUAUCGAGAUAUGAUUCUUUCAUUGGGAUCUGUCAACUUCAUUGCUCUGGGAAUUUCAAUUUUUGGAAUCUUGUUCCUUGAUUUGGGGAGAACGUUCAUCAAUCCUAUGGUUAAAAAAUUCUCCCCAAUCCCACCACCACUAGAGCUGAUUCUCGUUAUCUUUGGAGUCAUUAUCUCGCAAAUUUUCAAUCUCCAUGACUCCUAUGACAUCAAAACAGUAUACAACAUUCCACGUGGCUUUCCAUCUCCAUCAAUCCCACGACUUGAUUUCCUGCCAGCUCUAAUCUCGGAUGCAGUUCCAAUCGCAGUCGUCUGUUACAUGUUUGUGAUGUCCAUGGGAAAAUUGUUCGCCAAAAAGCACAAGUACAAGACGGAUGCCACACAAGAACUGUAUGCAAUUGGAAUCGCAAGUGCACUCUCAUCCUUCUUCCCAGUCUAUCCAGUCGGAGCAUCACUUUCUCGAUCUUCAGUUUGCGAGAUGUCCGGAGCCAAUACUCAGCUGUAUACAGUAUUCUCUUCCCUACUUCUUCUCACUGUUAUUCUGCUCCUUGGACCAUUCUUGGAACCUCUUCCAAUGUGUAUUCUGGCUUGUAUCGUUAUCGUCAGCCUCAAAAGUCUUUUCAUGCAAGUCAAGGAACUGCCAAGACUGUAUAAAAUCAGCAAAUAUGAUUGUGCAAUUUGGCUGGUCGCAUGCCUUUCAACUGUUCUCACUGAUGUCACAACUGGACUGGUCGUUUCUCUUGUCUUUGCUCUCUUCACUCUGGUUCUUCGACAACAGUGGCCGACAUUUUCAAACGAAGUUCUUCAUGACGAAACUCCACGACAACAUAUUCCAGAAGGCGUCAAGAUUGUUAGAUUCGGAGGAGCUCUUCAUUUUGCCAACGUCACAUUAUUCUUGGAUAAAAUGUCAGAAUCUAUUGGAAGAGUGCCCGAAGGAGAAUCGUUGAUCGAAGGGAGAACAAUUAUUCUCGAUGGAUCCCCAAUCACAAAUGUGGAUACAAUGGGUGUAGAUGCUCUUCGUGACGUCUUCAAUGAUUCCAAAAAGUCAGGAGUACAACUAUUCUACUGUGGUCUUCCGGAAGACGUGUUAUCAGUUCUCAGAAUGGAUGAGAACUUUUCUUCUUUGGUUCCCUCGUCGACCUUAUUUUCAUCAAUUGAUCAAUGCCUUCUUUCUCUUUUUCAGCAGCAAAGUGUCUGA